This is a messenger RNA of Magnolia sinica, 774 nucleotides long. RefSeq lists its product as uncharacterized. The record is from RefSeq and is a predicted model, not a curated record. The transcript has 3 exons. NCBI's taxonomy places the organism in Eukaryota, Viridiplantae, Streptophyta, Magnoliopsida, Magnoliales, Magnoliaceae. The coding region runs from base 1 to 774 and encodes 257 amino acids.
AUGACCAUAGCGAACCGUAAGGUAUACCGCAUCUUGGUUGACACCGGGAGCUCGGCCGACGUGAUUUAUUCUAAAGCCUUUGAAAGAAUGGAGAUUUUGAGGUCUCAUCUUAGGCCUGUAAAGACCCCACUGCACGACUUUGCCGAGGAAAGAGUGAUCUCUGAAGGAGUCAUCUCCCUCCCAAUGACUGCAGAAGAAGGACAACAUCAAGUCACACUUAUGGUAGACUUCCUAGUUGUCAACGUACCAUCAGUACAUAACGUCAUUCUAAGAAGACCUUCUCUCAACGCGAUGAGAGCAGUCGUCUCCACGUAUCAUCUCAUAAUGAAAUUCUCCGCCAAGGGCGGAAUAGGCUACCUCCGAGGGCCUGCGGAAGGCUUGUUCGUGAAAGACCUAGUGAACGUACCGCUUGAUGAAGCCGAUCCGAGCAGAACCGUUCAACUCGAGACAGCGUUGAGCUCUGAACAAUGGCUCGGAAUACUAGCCUUCCUACGACAACAUAGGGAUGUCUUCGCAUGGUCCCACCAAGAUAUGUCCGGAAUUUCUCCGGAUGUCAUAGUGUACAGGCUGAACAUGGAUCCGAAUCAUAGACCUGUCAAGCAGAAGAGAAGGUCGUUCGAAGCCGAACGAUAUGAAGCAAUAGCUAACGAGAUGGAUCUCAGAGAAAUGUCUGCCGUCCUCCGAGAAUACCAGAUGAAGCUGAAUCCCACGAAGUGCGCUUUCGGAGUCGGCAGAAAAAUUCUUUGGGUUUCAAGUCAGUCAGAGAGGCAUUGA